Messenger RNA from Penicillium brevicompactum, 1944 nucleotides. RefSeq names its product sigma-70 region 2 family protein. The record is from RefSeq and is a predicted model, not a curated record. The transcript has a single exon. NCBI's taxonomy places the organism in Eukaryota, Fungi, Ascomycota, Eurotiomycetes, Eurotiales, Aspergillaceae. Bases 1 to 1944 code for a protein of 647 amino acids.
AUGGCAGAUCCCUCGAGUUCUAACGAUACUCCCAGCGUUCGCUGGCAGUUCAUCGAUUCCUCCAACAACAGUCGAAGCAACCUGACACAAGUCAAGCGCCAUGUGAUGCAAGAGUAUAUGCGCCAAAAGAAAGGUGGAUCGCGACAAAGUGAGAGUGACGAGGAGCGUCCACAGCCCAAGCGUGGGAGACCUAAGAAGGCCCGGGCAAAACGAACUCCAGCCAAGAAAACCAGAUCAGAUAGUGACAGCAAUGAGCGCAAACCCCAGAAAAAAACAACACCAAAGGAAAUAUCGCCACCUGCAGAGGAUAUCGACGACGUUGAGGAGAUCGUGCGGGAGACGGACUUCUCAUCCAAUCUUCAAUUUAAUGAGCCUCACGAUGGGGCCGUGUUCCUGCCCUUUCGACCGUCACCUCAGUCCGAUACGUUUUUCCCGGAUACAUACAUUCCCGGAACUUAUAGUACGCAGAGCGAUGCUCUAGAUUUUAACGACUUCCUAUGGUCAUCCGCGCCGACAACACCCAAUGAAAUCAUGCAGUCACCAAAAACCAUGAUGAGUGCCGCUCGAACUGAUCCGUUUAAUACUCUCCCCAUCGAAUUGGACCAGGAUGGACAGAGGUUGUUCGACUUUUAUGUGAACACCAUGCCCGCAUGCUCCUACGGAUCUCAUUUCCGGACAGCCAAGGCCCACAAUUGGUAUACUGCCGUUUUUGUACCAGAGGGCAUGAAAGGUGCCGUCGCAUUUCAAAACACCAUCAUCGUUCACGCUGCAAAUACCUGGUCUUGGGUCCGCAAUGAGGGUCAAACUCCAAAUACACUUCUCCAUCGAGAUCGCGCCGUUACGAUGCUUCGCGAGCACGUUUCCAACAACCCGCAUGAUAUUUCCGAUGUCGCUAUCAUCUCAUGUCUAAGCGCUGCAGCCCUCGAGGACUUUGACCCUCGCCCAGGACGCAAAGAAAUCAGCUGGAUUCAUAUGCGCGCUGCGCGCGAGAUGAUUCGAGCGCGUGGUGGCCCUGCCGCAUUUGCAUAUACUCGUCUCGGCAUGUUGAUCAAUUGGCAAGACUAUAUCUUGUCCGGAUACGAGACACACGGACCGAGCUUCUUCUACGAAUAUAAUCAACCCUCGACAUACUCACAAGACUAUGUCUCUCAACUUCCUCCGAAUUGCCACUCGAUGCCUUCACCUCCUUAUUCAACCUCUUCUGCGCUCUCGGAUGUCUCCUGCCCUGAGCCCCCAACAACCCCCUCCCUCCCAGCAUCACCCAUCGAAGAAAUCAGAGAACAAUGUGAAGUCUUCCUUGAUUUUCUUCGACGCUGUGAGGAACUCUCCCUAUACCAGCGCGAUAAUCCCGAGUGCCUACACCCAGCCCGACAAACCAUAGUCGAACCAACAUGCCUUCUCCACCGAGUCCUCGCAGCACCCCCAGGCGCCAGAUUCUCUACAUCAGGCGAUCGCAAACAGAUGGUCGCUCGCCUGGUAGCGCUGAUGAUUCUGAAUGCAGCCCUCUGGGACUACCGACAUGCCCCGGCACGCGCAGGUCUCUUCCUCACGACGCUCGAGCGGGCAAUGAUCAACAGCGAAGUCGAGAUGAGCGGCUCAGUCGAAGCUAUUCUCCAAAUCCUACUGGAGUGCAACGAUGGAAAUAUGGAAGAGUGGUCUGAUGGUUCGUUCGAUGCCACAGCUCUGGGAGCAGACAUCCUGGACUUCUCUCAAUAUUCUGCAACAGCAACAUCGCCUUCUGCGCGUCCAUGGUUCGCUGGUCGAAUGUUGAAAAUUGCUAAGCGGUUGCGCUCUGAGACGUGGUAUCGCGUUAGUGAGUUUUUGUUUUCUUGCUUGACUAUGCAGGUUCAUGAGUCGAGUAUGGCGUUUUGGGAAGCGGAUUUACGACAGGAAAUUUUGGAUGCUCCGUUGACUAGUUAUCAUAUGCGCUCUUUAAUUGAGUGA